Oncorhynchus gorbuscha (pink salmon) is the source of this 399-nucleotide messenger RNA. RefSeq names its product E3 ubiquitin-protein ligase DTX4-like. The transcript is spliced from 2 exons. The annotation marks the transcript as partial. Lineage: Eukaryota; Metazoa; Chordata; Actinopteri; Salmoniformes; Salmonidae. The record is from RefSeq and is a predicted model, not a curated record. Gene Ontology annotation, cellular component: nucleoplasm. Gene Ontology annotation, biological process: protein ubiquitination; Notch signaling pathway. Gene Ontology annotation, molecular function: zinc ion binding; ubiquitin protein ligase activity.
AUAUCCAAUAAAUACGCGCAGGAAUUUAAUUGAAUUGUAUUUUAUGGAUUUAUGAAAAGGCGUAUUUUUUUCCAUCACUAAAGCCACUUGAGGAUUGUAAAUGAGAAACAUGCGUGUGGAAGACGGGCGGAUAGUUAGUCUUGGUUUUGAACCCAUUUCUAAAACCAAGCCUCCAACGCAACGAACGGCCACCAUGCUCCAUGCGUCCGCUGUGGUCGUGUGGGAAUGGCUCAACGAACACGGGCGGUGGCGGCCCUACAGCCCGACCGUCUCCCACCACAUCGAGGCGGUGAUACGAAGCGAUCCCCGUGGUGGGAGCGUCGUGCUAGGCCAAGUCGACAACCGCCUCUCGCCCUACAUCCUAGACCUGCAGUCGAUGCCAGUUCAGGCAGGACACAG